Molecule: messenger RNA, 447 nt
Organism: Meloidogyne enterolobii
Lineage: Eukaryota; Metazoa; Nematoda; Chromadorea; Rhabditida; Meloidogynidae
Source: the annotation of a GenBank genome assembly
AUGACCUAUGUUCAUCGUCAACGUUAUGGUUAUGCUCAAUAUUUUGGACCUAAACCACAACUUGUUCAUUGCCCAACUUGCAACCAAAACACAACAACUAAACUUAAAUAUGUUCAACUUAAAUGUUUGGAGGUGGUAAUGUAUAUUUUGUUUGCAGCUAUAAUAAUUGUCUUUGGUGUUGGUAGCAUUAUUACAUGUACAACAUCUGAUAGUAGGUUUUCUGAGUGUUUUAUGCUUACUAGUUGUGGGGUUCUGAGUUUAUUCGUUUUUAUGUCUAUUUGUGUGCCUUUUUUGUUCUGUGACAAAUGUAAGAAUGCUGAACAUUAUUGUAGUGUUUGUAACACUUUUGUUGGUAAAUAUGUAAAUGACGAUACAAGGCCUGUAGUUAUAUUACCACCAGAAUUAUAUAAACAUGAAGUCUAUCAACCUAAGAAUAAUAAUGUUUAG